CUAAAACAUUAUGUGACAUCAUGAUCACGUUCAAGUAGGGCGUAUAAAAGGCCUUUGCGUUAUCUUGAUGCCCAUUCACGCAUUCAAAAAUGAACAUGAACAUUUCAAUAUUUAUGGUACUGGGGAUUUUGCACGGCUGUUUUUCAGUAAAUGCCGACUGCCCGAUUUGCAUGCAUGUUGGAUACAAGGUGACGAAUGUUCCACCGGAAUAUAUACAGCUCAUGAGUCAGAGUGUGUCACUUGUAGAACAGAUGAACACCUGUUCGAAAGACGGAAUCGAUAUGAACGUGUGUGGACCGGGGGACAUGUGUAAGAGUGAAUACUCUAUAUUUACGGCCAAGGGAUAUAAGAAUGUAAAUCCUGAUAUCGAAUUGACGAUGGAAAUUGUAACACGCGGAUGUCGUGAUAGGCCAAGAGAAUACGAAGCCGAAUGUAGUCCUCUUCACGACAUUUCGAAUCCAUUAUUACCGGGAUUCGAUAUCCUCUUCAAAAUGUACGACCACUUCAGCAUGAAAGGACAGAUAUGCACCAGUGAGCAGCCGCAUCAGUUCAACCUGCUCAUUCCGGAGAGUUACGUCACGACUGGCUCUGGAAAAAAUAGCGCUUCCUGUGUGUCGGCAAUUUUCGAGUACACGGUUCUCAAUGGACUGUUCCUGAUACUGUGUCUGAACUGAAAUCUAUCACGAGUUACACAUUUGAUCGAUUAUUGAUUUUUUUAUAAAGUUUAUAUAGCUCGAUGUCAUAUAUAACCAAUAUCGGCGCAUGUCGAGUAUUUUUUUAAUGAAAAUUUUUAUUCACACACAUUUGACUAUGUUUUAAAACUUUUUAACGACAUCGUUUUGAAGAGGUAAGUAUGAAAUUAGUAAUAAAAGUCACAAAGCGCU
Molecule: messenger RNA, 884 nt
Organism: Dreissena polymorpha
Lineage: Eukaryota; Metazoa; Mollusca; Bivalvia; Myida; Dreissenidae
Exons: 3
Coding region: 90-674 (194 amino acids)
Source: RefSeq, a predicted model, not a curated record